AUGGGGUUCCUCGGGGUGUAUACGGCUGUGUAUGAUUACCAGCCUCAGGCAGAGGGUGAACUGGAAAUCAAAGAGGGCGAUUUGCUCUACGUUUUGGAUAAGAACAGUGAUGAUGAUUGGUGGAAAGCUAAGAAGAAGGCCGAGCGAGACGACGAGGAUGAACCGGAAGGUCUAGUCCCGAACAACUAUGUUGAAGAGGCGCAACCAGCACACCAGGCCAAGGCUCUUUUCGAUUACACGCGGCAAACAGACGAGGAGGUUUCAUUCUCCGAAGAUGCCGAGAUCUUAGUCUACGACACGUCAGAUCCAGAUUGGACUUUGGUUGGAGUCGGCUCGGAUUAUGGAUUUGCGCCGGCCAACUACAUUGAAAUCGUGGGAGACGCUGCUCCAACCGCUGCGACUGCCGUGUCUCCAUCGCCACCAGCUGCCGAGCCCGCACCGCCGUCUCUUCCUACACGACCGACGCAGCCGGCUCCAGAAGAAUAUGAAGAACCCCCUUCUCCAUCUCCCAUAGACACCCUGCAGAAUCCCGCAGCCGCCGCGAUCGCCAAUAUCAUCCAUCAGCAACAUGCCCCCCCCAGCGCGCAACCCGAGCCUACGCGGGAGGAGGCGCCUCCACCCCGACUGCCAACUCGACCUUCGCAUGAACAGGAAGAUGAGCGUGAAGAAGCCCCUGCUCCUGCGCUCCCGCGCCGGCCCCCUUCAGAACAAUUUACCCCGCCAAUGCCCCAAUACGAUCCCGAUCCGUCUCCGCCCCCGCCUCGUCCUCAACAGCGGGCUCCUCCCAUGGGUGGACAUAGCCGGCCUUAUGUUAAGGAAUCUCCUCCAUACAACCGAGCCGGCGAGAUGACGCCUCGCUCGCCCUCUGGAUAUCAUAUCUACAACAUCAACGAGAUGGUUGAAGUAAUGGGCAAGCGUAAGAAGAUGCCCACUACUUUGGGUAUUAACAUGGCGACGGGAAUUAUCUUCAUUUCUCCCGAGGGUGACGAUCGUCAGCAGGAAUGGUCUGCGGAGAAGCUCACCCAUUACUCGAUUGAAGGCAAGCACGUCUUUGUCGACCUGGUCCGGCCCAGCAAGAGCGUCGACUUCCAUGCAGGCGCCAAAGACACCGCUCAAGAGAUUGUUGCUGCUCUGGGUGAAAUUGCUGGAGCCUACCGUGCUGAGGGCCUGCGUGAGGUUAUUGCGGCUGGUGAAGGUGGUGGCGCCCAGAAGAAGGGUCAGAUUUUAUAUGAUUUCAUGGCACAGGGUGAUGAUGAAGUUACGGUGGCUGUGGGCGAUGAAGUUGCUAUCAUUGACGACACCAAGGCCGAAGAAUGGUGGAUGGUCCGACGUUUGAAGAAUGGCAAGGAGGGUGUCGUUCCUAGCAGCUACGUGGAGAUCACCGGAUUUAUGCCUACCAUUCCCACCCCCGUAGUGGAAUCUGGUAUGUCGUCCGUGGAGCGAAACCGCUUGGAGGAAGCUCGACUCGCCAAGGCCGCAAUGGGAAAGACCAGGACCGAUUCGAUGGAUUCUAGCGAGGUAAGAAUACGACGCCUACAACGUUACCCCAGACGUGUGCCCCCAUUGGUUAUUGACACACGAUUCCCUACCCAGCGCAAACGUGAUAGCAAGCGCGACAGUAAAUCAGCAAAGUCAAAGCCAGAUCCCUCCAAGGUGAGGAAGUGGACAGAUCGGACUAAAGCUUUCACUGUGGAGGCACAGUAUAUUGGUCUUUUGGACGGCAAGAUUCAACUUCACAAGGUCAACGGUAUUAAGAUUGCAGUUCCCAUCGCGAAAAUGUCCGUUGAGGAUCUCGAGUACGUGGAGAAGGUUGCCGGUGUUUCCCUCGACGAAGAUAAGCCACUGUCAAGUAUUCGAGCCCGUGGAGCCUCCGAUGCCAAACGAGGCUCUGCAGGUGCUUCUGUACAGCGUCCCGAGUACGAUUGGUUCGACUUUUUCCUCAAGUCCGGCGUUGGCCCACAUCAAUGCGAGCGUUACGCGCAGAAUUUCAUCAAGGAUUCAAUGGACGAGUCCGUAUUGCCUGAUAUCACCCCCGAGACACUGCGCAGCCUUGGCUUGAAGGAGGGUGAUAUUCUGCGAGUCAUGCGCCACCUGGAUACUACGCUGGGCCGUACUGGUGCCAAGUCCAAGCUUCGUAACGUUAGCUUUGGGGGCGAGGAAGUCAUUGGCAACGGCGAAGAAGGCGGUCUGUUUGCUGGACCUGGUGGCAUGCUGCGCAACAACACUCGCAAGGGGAGACCCGCGCCGGCUGUGCAGGCUGGUGACGUUGUUGAUCCCAAGGCGUUUGAGCAAGCGGAUGAGUCCAAGCCCAAGGCUGAAGAGAGAGCCGCAACUCCUCCGGCUCCCGAGGCUCCUGCGGCUCCUGAGAAGCCCGUUGCUCGUGGAUUUGAUGACGAUGCUUGGGAGGUGAAGAAGCCCAAGGAGUCUGCAGCUGCACCUCCCCCGGCGGCGGCGGCCUCGCCACCAGCUGCUCAACCCCCGAUUCAAAAGCAGGUCACUGGUGCAAUGGCGGACUUGUCCCUGCUUCAGGCUCCUCUGCAGCCCACUGUUGUGCAGCCCACCCCUACCCCCGCUGUUUCAACCAUCCCUGCACUCCAGCCGCAGCAGACUGCCGUGCAGAGUGCAACCGUGCAACAGCCCCAGCAGACCGGUGCCACCCCCAACUUCUUCACCCAAAUCGCACAGAUUGGUCAGCACCAACAGCAGCAAGCCCAGGCCCAGGCCCAGGCGUUCAGUCCCCAACAGACUGGAUUCCAGACACAAGCCAGACAGCGCCCACAGGCUCCGCAGACCAUCGCCCAGAAUUCGCUUCUCCCACCACCUCCGCAGCGUCCAUUGUCAGCACCACAGAACUUCACGCAGCAGCAGAGCUCCUUUGGUCCUCCUCCAUUGCAGCCUCAGCUGACCGGAGUCCCUCAGCCUGGUCCGGCUCUUCCCGGUCAGAGUUUGACCGAGCUGAACCAGCAGCGCCUGCAGCCUCAGAUCCAGAUGCAGCCGCAAGCCACUGGCUUCAUGGGCCAGAAUCAGUACCAGAAUGGAAUAAUGAUUCCUCGGCCUACGGGAUUCACUCCCCAGUCACAAUUUGGCAUCCAGCAGCAACAACAGAACCAGUUACCAUAUGCUAAUGGCCAACCAGGCUUCCAGGGUAUGGCUCCACAGGCUACUGGCUUUGGUGGAUUUGCGCCGCCUCAGCAGCCAAUGCAGACUGGCAUCAACUCCAUGCUACCUCCCGCACUCCAGCCCCAGCCAACUGGUGCUAAUGGUUUCGGCACCACCACAUACACCAUCAAUAAUCCACCCCCAGUCCCACCAAUCCCUCAGCAGCCAACGACCACCCCUCUGUCGCCGCAAAAGACAGGACCUCCUCCAUCAAUCAGAUUCGGCGUCAAGCCAGAUGCACCCAAGAAGCUUGCCCCUCAACCGACGGGAUUGCGGGCAAACCUUUCUCAAGCUACGCCCAACAACCCCUUUGGCUUCUAG
This is a messenger RNA of Penicillium cataractarum, 3480 nucleotides long. Its product is annotated as cytoskeletal protein-binding protein SLA1. The transcript is spliced from 4 exons. Bases 1 to 3480 code for a protein of 1159 amino acids. NCBI's taxonomy places the organism in Eukaryota, Fungi, Ascomycota, Eurotiomycetes, Eurotiales, Aspergillaceae. The record is from RefSeq and is a predicted model, not a curated record. Gene Ontology annotation, molecular function: ubiquitin binding; cytoskeletal protein binding; identical protein binding.